Esox lucius (northern pike) is the source of this 1939-nucleotide messenger RNA. Its product is annotated as atypical chemokine receptor 3. Gene Ontology annotation, cellular component: membrane. Gene Ontology annotation, biological process: angiogenesis; chemotaxis; G protein-coupled receptor signaling pathway. Lineage: Eukaryota; Metazoa; Chordata; Actinopteri; Esociformes; Esocidae. Gene Ontology annotation, molecular function: coreceptor activity; G protein-coupled receptor activity; chemokine binding. The record is from RefSeq and is a predicted model, not a curated record. The transcript is spliced from 2 exons. The coding region runs from base 204 to 1343 and encodes 379 amino acids.
GUACGACGCCGGGAUAACUAUCGAUGGGAGGAUAGAGACGGGACACUCGCACACUCAGUCCAAGCCAGAUAGCGAAGAGCGUACAGGCACCAACUAUCCAUUCCAGAAGAAAAAACUAAACAGGACAUUAAUUCGCCUCUCGUGAAGGGCAUUUUUCUAAACAACAAAUUCUAGGUGACUGAGGUGUCUGUGACGGCAGAAGUAUGAGCAGCUUCGAUGUGGAUGAGCUGUUCGACGUGUGGGAUGACCUGAACUUCACAGGCCUCCUGGAAAACGGCACCCGCGUGGCGAUGGGCGGCUGCUCCGCGACGUUCGACCGCAGCGCCCUGCUCUACACCACGUGCGUCCUCUACGUCUUCAUCUUCGUGGUCGGUUUGGCCGCCAAUGGCCUGGUCCUCUGGGUCAACAUCCGCGCCCAGGGAACCUCGGCCGGCUCGGCCGCCCACCCAGAGACCCACCUCUACAUCGCCCAACUGGCUGCGGCGGACCUGUGUGUGUGUGCCACGCUGCCCGUGUGGGUCAGCUCCCUGGCGCAGCAAGGCCACUGGCCCUUCGGCGAGACGGCGUGCAAGGUCACCCACCUGCUCUUCUCCGUCAAUCUGUUCGGCUCCAUCUUCUUCCUGGCGUGCAUGAGCGUCGACCGGUACUUGAGCGUGACGUGGCCCUCGGACGGCGAGGAGGGGGGCCGACGCCGGAGGCGGACUCGCCGCGCUGUGUGCGCGGGGGUGUGGCUUCUGGCCCUCGUGGCUUCCCUGCCGGACACGUACUUCCUGAGGGCGGUGAAGUCAUCCCACGGCGACGUGGUCCUGUGCCGGCCGGUGUACCCGGAGGAGCAGGCCCGGGAGUGGAUGGUGGGCAUCCAGCUGAGCUUCAUCCUGCUCGGCUUCGCCCUCCCCUUCCCCGUCAUCGCUCUGGCCUACGCCCUUCUGGCCAGAGCCCUCUCCUCCUCCUCCUCGCCUGCCACCUUGGCUGUGGAGCAGGAGCGUCGCGUAAGCCGCAGGGUGAUCCUGGCUUACAUCGUGGUGUUCCUGGGCUGCUGGGUGCCCUACCACGGUGUGCUCCUGGCCGACGCCCUGUCCCUGCUUGGCCUGGUGCCUCUGAGCUGUGGGCUGGAGAAUGCCGUCUAUGUGGCCCUGCACCUGACACAGUGCCUGUCGCUCCUUCACUGCUGUUUCAACCCCAUCCUCUACAACUUCAUCAACAGGAACUACCGCUACGACCUGAUGAAGGCCUUCAUCUUUAAGUACUCCACACGCACAGGCCUGGCCCGGCUCAUAGAGCAGACCCAUCACUCCGAGACAGAGUACUCUGCCGUUGCUGUGGACAACCCCCCAAAGAUCUGAGACAGACCUCUAGAGCACACCACAGGACUUCGGAACACACCAUUGAACUCUAGAACAUAGGGAGUCCAUCCACCUGACCCAAAUAACUCCUGGGCUAGAUGAUGUGUCUUAAUACUCACAACAUAACAUUUACCUGGCCCAAGGCUGUUUGAAUUAUUGUCCUCUGCCACAGGUCUGUCUGCCCUGUUGGUAGCAAACUCUGCUGUAUGACUAAAAUGGAAAUGCACACUGCAAAAUUCCCCUAAUACAAGUUACCUUGGUCCUUCUUCUGCUGCAUUGAAUCCCUCGCAAGGAUGGUGUGAGGGACUCAUUAACUCCUACCAACUGUCUGGAAAGCACUUAAACGGAGAGAUGUAGUGGAGGAGUGGCUGACUGUUUAAAAUUGAUUCUGAAGUAGUUUAGAACACUGCAUUGUAGUCAUGGAGACUGGCCCUUAGAUUCCCAAGCCUAACUAAUCCCAGUCUCCCUGUUUCUGGGGAGGCCAUUGGCUGUGAUUGUACUGUAGACAUGACCUAUGGUAUAUUGUUUAAAAAACUGCUAGAGGUGUGUGUGUUUGUGCAUGUGUGCUUUUGCGUUUGUGUUUGUGUGUUUGUGCA